ACAGAAGCAAUGUACAGCACCCGCGCAGAGCUAAUGGCCAUCCUAGAUUAUUUGAAGUGGGCUCUGGCAAGUUCGUCUGAAACUGACCCUGUUCACCAUCAUGUUGUGUACCCCAACUCCCAGGCUGACCAUCGGGCAUGCGCUAAUGUUCUUUACACAGAUCCCGUACUGCAGAAGAUCCGGCACCAGGCACGCCUGCUCCACGAAUGCGGUCACGAUGUUACCAUCCACUGGGUCCCCACGCACUGCAGUAUCCCCGGAAACGAGCAGGCUCAUAGACUGGCGCGCGCUCAUCUCCCCACCGCGCUAGCCAGAGCCUCCGAUACUCCUUAUCCUCUCCUAGCUACCACACCUGAGCUAGCAGAUCCGAUGGCAGACAAGCAUGCGACCAAACAACGACGUGCCGCCUACCUCACAGCAGUGGGCAAUCCAAUCUAUAUACCGCCGCUUCCCUCGAAGGUAUUCACACGGCGAGAGUCAGUCUUGCUUCGGAGAAUUCAGACAGGCGCCCUCCUUACUCCUUUGUUGCUGAACCGUUUCCACAGGGGUGGCACACCACCACCCGUGACUGGGUUCUGUUCCACGUGCAAAUGUCGUGCUGAUCUCAAACACUUGUGUUGGGAGUUCCCCCUGUACAUCCCACCUAGGCUUCGUGUCCUGGCCACCAUAAAGCGAAGACCCUGGCCAUCUUUUCUCCGGACUUGGGCUUGCCCCAUGCCUCCGGACCAUGCCAUCGAGCUCUGGCGAGCACUAUACUCUUGUUUCUCCAGGACCCGGCGGUACCACCGGUCGGCGAUCGGCUCUGCGAGAGCCACAAGAGUCAUGCGGCCCCCACUUAGCUGCCUCCACGACGUUCGUUAUUAA
This is a messenger RNA of Dermacentor silvarum, 864 nucleotides long. RefSeq lists its product as uncharacterized. The transcript has a single exon. The record is from RefSeq and is a predicted model, not a curated record. The coding region runs from base 10 to 864 and encodes 284 amino acids. Lineage: Eukaryota; Metazoa; Arthropoda; Arachnida; Ixodida; Ixodidae. Gene Ontology annotation, molecular function: nucleic acid binding.